GCCAGCGCCCGGCUCGGGAGAGCGCGCGGGCACGGCGGGGGCAUGGGGCGGGCGGCGUGGGCACUGCUGUGGCUGCUGCUGGGCCGCGCCGGGGCGCAGUACGAGAAGUACAGCUUCCGCGGCUUCCCGCCCGAGGACCUGAUGCCCCUGGCCACCGCCUACAGCCACGCGCUGGAGCAGUACGAGGGCGAGAGCUGGCGCGAGAGCGCGCGCUACCUGGAGGCGGCGCUGCGGCUGCACCGGCUGCUGCGGGACAGCGAGGCCUUCUGCCACGCCAACUGCAGCGGCCCCGCCGGCCCCGGCGCCGCGGCCCCGGGGCCCGAGCCCGCCCGCGCCGACGCCUGGGCCCGCGAGCUGCAGCUCUUCGGCCGCGUCCUGGCGCGCGCCGCCUGCCUGCGCCGCUGCCAGCGCUCGCUGCCCGCCUUCCAGGUGCCCUACCCGCCCCGGCAGCUGCUGCGCGACUUUCAGAGCCGCCUGCCCUACCAGUACCUGCACUACGCGCACUUCAAGGCUAACCGGCUGGAGAAGGCGGUGGCCGCGGCCUACACCUUCCUGCAGAGGAACCCGAAGCAUGAGCUCACCGCCAAGUAUCUCAGCUACUACCGGGGGAUGCUGGACUCCGAGGAGCCCCUCACCGACUUGGAAGCGCAGCCCUACGAGGCCGUGUUCCUGCGGGCUGUGAAGCUCUACAACAGCGGCGAUUUCCGCAGCAGCACGGAGGACAUGGAGCGGGCUCUGGCGGAGUACCUGGCCGUCUUUGCCCGCUGUCUGGCCGGCUGUGAGGGGGCCCAAGAGCAGGUGGACUUCAAGGACUUCUACCCGGCCAUAGCAGACCUCUUUGCAGAAUCUCUGCGGUGCAAGGUGGACUGCGAGACCGACCUGACCCCCAACGUGGGCGGCUACUUCGUGGAGAAGUUUGUGGCCACCAUGUACCACUACCUGCAGUUCGCCUACUACAAGUUGAACGACGUCCGCCAGGCGGCCCGCAGCGCAGCCAGCUUCAUGCUCUUCGACCCCCACGACAGCGUCAUGCAGCAGAACCUCGUGUAUUACCGCUUCCACCGGGCCCGCUGGGGCCUGGAGGAGGAGGACUUCCGGCCCCGAGAGGAGGCCGUGCUGUACCACAACCAGACCACAGAGCUGCGGGAGCUUCUGGAGUUCGCAGAGCUGUACCUGCAGUCUGACGAUGAGAUGGAGCUGGAGGAGACAGACGCGCCCGCAGAGCCGGAGACCCCCCCAUCAGAUGCUGAGUUUGAAGGGGAGGGCGACUACGAGGAGGGCAUCUAUGCCGACUGGUGGCAGGAGCCGGAUGCCAAGGGCGACGAGGCUGAGGCUGACCUGGAACCUGAACUAGAUUGAGAAGAAAGAUCCCUGGAUGGACACCUCAAAAGCUGGGGAAGCCUGGGGCCAGUGGCACCCCUCAGCCACCUGGACAGCAGCAAGAACUAUUUAUUAAAAAUGUGCGAUGGACAGA
Sorex fumeus (smoky shrew) is the source of this 1474-nucleotide messenger RNA. RefSeq names its product prolyl 3-hydroxylase family member 4 (inactive) (gene P3H4). Gene Ontology annotation, molecular function: protein binding; collagen binding. Gene Ontology annotation, biological process: collagen fibril organization; peptidyl-lysine hydroxylation. The transcript has 8 exons. Gene Ontology annotation, cellular component: endoplasmic reticulum. The coding region runs from base 43 to 1359 and encodes 438 amino acids. The record is from RefSeq and is a predicted model, not a curated record. Lineage: Eukaryota; Metazoa; Chordata; Mammalia; Eulipotyphla; Soricidae.